Lactuca virosa is the source of this 3816-nucleotide messenger RNA. NCBI's taxonomy places the organism in Eukaryota, Viridiplantae, Streptophyta, Magnoliopsida, Asterales, Asteraceae. The record is from the annotation of a GenBank genome assembly.
GAUUUGCCCCCAACUGAGUUGCCAAACAUACAGCGAUCUACCUGUGCUUUUACGCAAAAAAAAAGCAGUUGUACUCAUUCCAUGAUCGAUCAUUGGAGUCGACGACGCUAGUUUGGUCUCACUUACGUUGUUGAUUCGACUUCUAAUUCACUCGAUCUUCCGCUCUGUAUCCCCAUGGACGGACUUCGUAAACAGCAGGUGUCGCUGCGUGGUUCGAGUGCGAAAGAGAUCACUAGGGAUGCCUUACUCGAAAAGGUUACGCAAGAGAGGGAAUUUCGCAAUUACAUGCGUCGAGCUUCCGCAGCUUCACUUUUUAUUCAGAGGGUUUGGAGACGCUAUGCUUCAACAAAGAUGGCAGCUGCACAUCUUCGAGAAGAGUGGCAGGAGAUGCUUAAUAGUCAUCCAGUUCCUAUGAUCAGAGCUUGGAUUUCCAACAACCUAUUGAAACCUUUUCUUUUCUUCAUUACAACUUUAGCAACUGGGCGUCAAAGGUUUGAAGAUAGAGAUGUAGAAUGUAUGCAGAUCUGCUUCAAAAUUCUUUUGGAGAGCAUAAAUUCCAGUGAUCCACAGAGAAACUUCUGCUCCCUUGCCACAUCUAACAUUGAAGAGAGAAGAACAUGGACAUAUCAAGCAAAGAAGUUGAUUUCCUUAUGUCUACUCAUUCUUUCAGAAUGUGAUUACUCAUAUCAAGAGGGACACCAAUACAUAGUUCUUACAUCUAUGGCAAUGCGGUUUGUUGUUAGCUUGACUGAUCUGAAAGGAUGGAAAACUCUUGAUGAUGUCACUCUUCAAGAAGCAGAUACAUCAGUGAAAGAUCUAGUAUCAUACAUGUGCAGUGAGAAAAGUCGGCUUUACAUUUCCAUCAGAAGAUACAUUAGUAGAUUGGAAGUUCCUCUUUCUUCAACUACUGGACAUACACAUACACAUACAGAUGACAGAUUCUUGAUUACUGCAAGUGCAAUCACUUUAGCACUGAGACCCUUCAAUAAUGGCAACAUGAAUAUGAAUGAAAAUGGUCUCCAAGAUUUGCAAUUUGCUGUUGAGCAAUAUUGUGUGCUUCUGCUCACAAUUCCUUGGUUUACUCAACGUCUGCCAGCUGUACUCUUAUCUGCUAUAAAGCAUAAAUCCAUCUUGUCACCUUGCUUCAUGCAAAUAUUGAUAUCAAAAGAGAGAGUUUUAGAUGAGAUUUCAAAGUUGAAUAAUUUGGAACAGAGUUCAACUCCAAAUGUGUUGCCACCUGUUGGUUGGACACUUGCAAACAUUAUUUCUCUUGCAACAGGUGUAGACAACAAUUCCAAAGAUUCUGGAAGAUUCACUCAAGAUCUAGACUUUUCAUCUUACCUUCAUGUUGUCAUCAUUCUUGCUGAAAAUUUAUUGACUUGGUUCGAGGGAGCUGAAUGGAAUCAGAAUCAGAAUCAGAAUCAGAAUCAGUCACUCCAAUCCAACAUGUCAUACAAAGAUUUACUCAACCCUGUUUGUCAACAAUGGCAUCUAAUGAAGUUAUUGACUUUGGAAAAUAAUUCAUAUGAAUUGACAGACGUUGCAUAUUAUUACUCUUCAAUGCUAAGAAUAUUCACAAUCCUCAAUCCAGUUGUAGGGUCAAUGCCUAUCCUCAAUAUGCUCUCAUUCACCCCUGGAUUUCUUUCAAAUCUCUGGGAAUCACUCGAAAACUCCUUCUUCCCUAAAUCAAAAUCCACCCCUGAUGCUAACUUUAACAUUACUGAAGAUUCAAGGGAUAGAAAUAGAAUCUCCAAGAAAAAGAAAAAAGGAUUAGCUAAAAAUGGAAGCACUAAAUGGGCCAAUGUAUUAAACAAAAUAACUGGAAAAUCCCAAGGAGAUAUAGACAAUACAGAGUCUGUUAACAACAUUGGUUCUCAAAUUGAUGACUCUUCUGAUGUAUGGGAUAUUGAGCCUUUUAGAAAAGGUCCAGAAGGCUUAACAACUGAUUCUUCUCAUUUAGUCCAUCUUUUCUCUGCUGUUUAUGCACACCUGUUGCUUGUUCUUGAUGACAUAGAGUUCUAUGAAAAACAGGUUCCAUUUACACUAGAGCAACAGAGAAGAAUCGCAUCAAUGCUGAAUACAUUAGUGUAUAAUGCAUUGUCUUAUAACAUUACAUGGAAUAAUCAUCCAUUAAUGGAUGCUUCUGUUCGAUGUCUACAUUUGUUAUAUGAAAGAGAUUGUAGACACGAGUUUUGUCCCCAUGAACUUUGGCUUUCUCCAGCUAAAAAAAAUCGUCCACCAAUUGCAGUUGCUGCAAGAACUCAUGAAGUUCUUCUAUCAACCAAUCUAAGAUCAGAUGAUUCAUUCCCCAUUUCAAGUAUGCACUCUGUUAUCACCACAACCCCACAUGUUUUUCCAUUUGAAGAAAGAGUUGAGAUGUUUAGAGAACUGAUUGGAAUGGAUAAAGUUUCUAGAAGAAUGGCUGGUGAAAUCAUAGGACCUGGCCCACAAGCUGUUGAGGUAGUAAUCAGGCGUAGUCAUAUUGUUGAAGAUGGAUUCCAACAAUUGAAUUCACUGGGGUCAAGAUUAAAGUCAAGCAUACACGUGUCAUUUGUUAGUGAAUGUGGUCUACCUGAAGCUGGAUUAGAUUAUGGUGGUUUAUCAAAAGAGUUUCUAACAGACAUAGCAAAAGCUGCCUUUGCUCCCGAUUAUGGAUUAUUCAGCCAGACAUCAACUUCAGACAGACUUCUAAUUCCAAAUUCAGUUGCAAGAUCCAUGGAUAAUGGCAUACAGAUGAUUGAAUUUGUUGGAAGAGUUGUUGGAAAAGCACUUUAUGAAGGAAUAUUACUAGAUUAUUCUUUCUCCCAUGUUUUUGUACAAAAGCUUUUAGGUCGUUACAGCUUUAUUGAUGAGCUGUCAGCAUUGGAUCCUGAACUUUACAAGAAUCUUAUGUAUGUUAAGCAUUAUGAUGGCGAUGUGAAGGAUCUGUGUCUAGAUUUUACAGUUACUGAAGAGUUACCUGGAAAACGACAUGUUGUAGAGCUGAAAGCUGGGGGUAAAGAUGUCAUUAUCACAAAUGAUAAUAAGUUGCAGUAUAUAUAUGCUAUGGCGGAUUAUAAACUUAACCGACAGGUAUUGCCACUUUCAAAUGCGUUUUAUAGAGGAUUAACAGAUCUUAUAUCCCCAUCUUGGUUGAAAUUGUUUAAUGCCAGUGAAUUUAAUCAGCUUCUUUCUGGUGGAAACCAUGACAUUGAUGUUGAUGAUUUGAGAAAUAACACACGGUACACUGGUGGUUACACUGAAGGAAGUCGGACAGUUAAGCUCUUUUGGGAGGUAAUAAGAGAAUUUGAGGCAAAAGAAAGGUGUCUGUUAAUGAAAUUUGUGACAAGUUGUUCUCGGGCUCCAUUGCUUGGGUUUAAACACUUGCAGCCAAGUUUUACAAUCCACAAGGUUGCAUGUGAUUUACCACUUUGGGCAUCGUUUGGAGGACAAGAUGUUGAUCGUCUUCCAUCAGCUUCAACAUGCUAUAAUACUCUCAAGCUUCCAACUUACAAAAGAUCAAGCACAUUAAGAACAAAGCUACUAUAUGCCAUUAAUUCCAAUGCAGGAUUUGAACUUUCAUAAAUCACUUAAAUAGUGUGUGCAUUACUUAGAUAGGGUUACUUGAUGGAUAGUAAGUCAAGGGGAUGAUCUAUGUGAUUCACUUAUAAAUUAUUGAUGUAAAGUUUAUCCAACAAGUUAAAGGUUUGUGUAUGAUGUAUAUGAAUUAAAAGUGUAUUUUGUAGCAUGAUUGGUGAUUUUAUACGAGUGCCUAGGGGAUUUUAGUGUCACGUGUCAAUGUCAUUUUUAGUGGGAAUUUAUGAGUGUCAAAUGGGA